Molecule: messenger RNA, 144 nt
Organism: Candida albicans SC5314
Lineage: Eukaryota; Fungi; Ascomycota; Pichiomycetes; Serinales; Debaryomycetaceae
Exons: 1
Coding region: 1-144 (47 amino acids)
Source: RefSeq, a predicted model, not a curated record
AUGUACGGAGGUCCACAACCAACUGAAGAACAAAAGAAACUUCAAGAACAAUACGCUUAUGAUACAUUAAAGUUUGCUGGUUUAGUUGCUGGUGCUUUAUGGAUUAGUCCUAUCAUUGUUAAUUUCAUUAGAAAACAAUUAUAA